Molecule: messenger RNA, 7650 nt
Organism: Dictyostelium purpureum
Lineage: Eukaryota; Evosea; Eumycetozoa; Dictyosteliales; Dictyosteliaceae
Exons: 5
Coding region: 1-7650 (2549 amino acids)
Biological process (GO): receptor-mediated endocytosis; endosome organization; regulation of early endosome to late endosome transport
Cellular component (GO): endosome membrane
Source: RefSeq, a predicted model, not a curated record
AUGAGUGGACCAAACCAAAAUUUAAAUCAAAAUUUUAUUGAUAACCAUCACUGUUCCCUUUCGUCAUGGUACGUAAUUAAACAUUCAUGGAAAAAGAAGAAGAGAUUUUUAUCAAUUGACCCAAUUAAUUUAACAACCCAUGAUUGUUCUUCCUGGGAAAAUACCAACCAAUGGGCCUGGGAAAAUGGUAUUGCCGAUGUCUACCCAUCCGAAAAGCAUUUGGAUCAAGUUGUUAUUGUUACUAAAAAAGACGGAAAGAAAAAAGAUACUCUAAAUUUUGAAUCUGACCACAGAUCAGAUUUAUUAACAGAUUUACAAAGAUCUUUAUCAGUUGUCAGAGCAGCUGAAAAACAAGGCAAAACAAUCGAUCAAAUUAAUUAUAGACAUUUGGGUAGAACUGGAUAUGUUAGCGAAAUGAGUUUGCGUGAAUUAAUGACAGGAAUGUACAAGAGUUAUUCAGCAAAAAAGCUAAAGCGUAAUGGAACAUGGUUGGACGUUAAAUUGACUGUUUGUUCAUGCUCAAUUGAAGAAACUAAUCCACAGGCCACUACAAAUGAAAAUUUAAAGAUCAGAGCAUCCUAUUUUUUCAAAGAUGUGACAAAAAUUGAACAAUUGGCAGAUAAUCCAAGUGCUUAUCUUUUCUAUAUGAAUGGUAAUGAUCAAGCAGCUACUGACCUUUUUAUUGUCAACGAUCCUAAAUUCAUUGAAAAUAUCGUUCAAUUCUCUAAAAAAUAUAUUGGUCAAGAUAUCAAGUUUAUGAAAUCCCAAUCUUCGUUAUCUGAUUAUCCAUCUCAUCGUUAUAAAAGACAUGGAAAAGAUGAUGAUGAAGCCUUGGUUUCGAUUAUAGACUUUAAUGUUAAUAAGUUUAGCUCAAGACAUCCAACUUCUGUCCCAAGAUUAUUAUCACUAUCAACUACAAAAAUUGUUGAAAGAGACUUAACAAAUUAUUCAAUUAUUACCACAAGACCAUAUUCCACAAUUGCAUGCUUUGUAAGAUAUGAUUCAGAUUCACAAAAAUUAUCUAUUCAAUAUAAAGAUGGUUUACUUAGAACCUAUACAUCUUCAUCAAGAGAUGCUUUAAUUGCUAGUGCUUUAGAUUUCUGCAGAUCCGUUGGGAAUGUUAAUGCCACUGUUUUCACAUCUCAAAUUGUUAGAGGUAUGAAAAUUACUCCUCACCAUAUUGUUCCAAAUGAAGAUAUCCAAGAGCAAUAUAUUAGAUUGUUUGAACAUAAAUCUUUUGAUUUUGAAAAUUUAACAGUCUCACAAAUUACAUUAACUUUAGAUGGUUUUAUUUCAAAUAUUCCAUAUAGUGGUUUAAGCAAUAAUUUUUCAGAAAAGAAUGGUAAAGUUGUAUUGAAUGCAAUUAAUAAAAUUUUAGGUGGUCUCAAGAUUUCAAAUAUUGGUGGUUCAGUUUCAUCAUUAUCAAACAAUGCAACCAACUCACAAAGCAAUGAAAAGAAUGAUUUAGAACUUAUUUCCGUAGUAUUACAAAUGUUAAGAAGGGUUGUAGCUACUAGAGUGGGUUUCGAACUAUUUACCCAUUUCCCACAUUGCAAAGUUCCAUUAAUUAAUUUAUUAAGAAAAUCAAUUCAAUGUGUUGAUGAUACUAUUGCUUACUAUGCCUUAGAUUUAUUAAUUUCUUUAAUUCAACCUGCUUUUGAAGGUGAAUACGAACCAGGUCAAUGCCAAGCAAAUAAAAGAGAAUUGUUUUUAAGUAUAGAUUUAAAUAAAACAAUUUUUGAAAUUAUUCAAAAACAUUCACAAGCUGGUACAGGUUCAUUGGUUUUAUCAUCAGCAAUUGAAUUAUUAACAUUAAUUUUAUGCGAACCAUACAGUGAAACUACCGAUACAGCCAUUUUUAAUGAUAUGUUAUCAAGAGUUGGAAAAUUAGGUAAAGAUCUAUUUAAAUUAUUUACACAUCAAUGUCCAGCUAUCUCAAAGAAUGCUGGUAUGUUAAUGACAGUUGUUAUUAAUGAAGGCGAGGAAGAUUCAGCUAAACAAAUGCAAAUUAUUUCAGUUGUCGAGGGUGCUCUCUUACGUCAUCUUCACGAUUCACUCUUUUUAAGAAUUAAUCCAGCUCAAAACAACCCAACCAAUAUUAGAAAUCAAACAAAAAGAGAGAUGAGUAAACAGUUAGUUACUCUUUGGACCGCUGAAAAUAAAGUUUGCCGUGCACUUUUAGAUAGAAUUUUCCCAAGAGGUCUUGUCCAAUAUUUAGACUCACCCGAAGAGGCACCAAAAGAACAAUUAAUCGAAGCUAAACAAGAAUCAACUGGACCAAAGGCUAUUAAACUUGGUAUAUUUGCUAAUUGGAGAAUGAAAAAGAUUCUUAAAACAAGAGAGAUGAUGGCAAAAGUAACAGCAAGAGUAAAGAAAGAAACUAAACCUAUGAAGCCAUUUAAUUGGGCAAUGUUUUACUAUCAAUUCAAUCAAGACCAUCGUGAUGCCAAUUUAAUUUGGAACCAUACUACUCGUGAGGAGCUCAGAGAAUCAAUGGAUAAUGAAAUAAGACUCUUCCAACAAGAGUUAGAAGCUGCUGGUAGAGAAGUAAUUGCUUGGAACGACGAAGAUUUCGAAGUCCCAUACCCAAGUUUAAAGAAGGAGAUCUCGGUUGGUGGUUAUUAUAUUUCACUUUUAGUUGAUGGUACUAGCAAAGGUAUUAAACUAAUGAACCCAGGUUUAUUUUUUAAUGAAUUAUGGCAAAACUUCCUCUUAAAUGAAUCAUCAGAUCAAAAAGCACUUUGUCUUAGAGCCAUGACAUUAGUUUUCACUCAUUACCAUAGUCAUCCAUCAAUGACACAUCCAUUCUCAAAUAUUUCACAUUUGGUAGAACUUUUAGAAAAUACUUUUGAUGUUAUUCUUAGAGAUCGUCUCUUAUUAUUCCUUCGUAGUUUACUUUUAAUUAAAGCCAAUGCCAAGUUAUUCAUCGAUAAUAGAGGUAUCUAUAGAUUAUUGGAUCUCAUUACUUUAAUUCACACUCAUUAUACCUAUGGUGAAGAGGGUAGAUUGCUUGCAGAAUGGUAUUAUGCAGUCGAGGUCGUAAAUGAAGGAACAGGUGCUGUUACUCAACAAAAAGCUGGUCCAGUUUCAAGAGCUGACCUUUUAUCUUUAUUAAAUGAUAAAAAGAUUAAUAGAAAUACUAAAUGCUGGGCUCAAGGUACUGAAAAAUGGAAACCCUUAUAUCAAAUUCCAGAGCUUCGUUGGACCGUUAUGAUGGGCACUACUCAUGGUAAUGUUGGUGGGGUCCUACCAAAAGCAGAGUUAGGUAGUGUUAUUUUGGAUAUUUUGAAUGCUCUUUGCAGCUUUAGACCAACACGUCAUCCAGUUACCAAUGCUGUCAUUCGUCCAUUACCAAGAGUCAAGAGAAUCAUUUGUGAACCAUUAAAUUUACCAAGAAUCGUUCAAGUACUUUUAUCAGGCCAAGAUAUGUUGGUUGAAAAAACAGCUAUUCUUUUACAAUCACUUUUAGUAGAUAACAGUAUUAUAACAAGCAAAUUCUAUUUAACUGGUGCUUUCUUCUUUAUGAUGCUCUAUCCAAAUUCAAAUGUUUUACCAAUUGUUAAACUCUUACAACUCAUUCACAACAAACAACACCUUAUCACAUCCGAAGAAAAUUCAAGUCGACGUUCAAUCCUCUUACCAUUAUUACCAGAAGCUUUAAUUUGCUAUUUAGAAAACUAUACCCCAGAAAACUUUGCUUCGAAAUUCCUCUCCGAUAAUGAUGACCCAGAAACUAUUUGGAAUAGCUCAAUGAGAAAGGUUAUGAGAGAAAAGAUAGAGUUACAUUUAGCCUCACUUCCACAACGUCUUCAUUCAAAUACAACUACCAUUUACGAAUAUGUUCCAAUUCCAAAGAUUGUUUACGAAGAAUUAGAGGGCGAACUUUUCUGUCACUCAUUCUACUUAUCACGUCUCUGUAAUACAAGAAAAUUCCCAAAUUGGCCAAUCAAACAACCAUUGGAACUCUUCAAGAGUGUUUUACAAGUAUGGUCAGAAGAAGCCGUUAAAGUUCCACAAAAAUUAUCUGUUGAUGAAGCUCUUGAAAUUUUAAAUCUUAAACCAAAUAAAGGUACAAAUGGCAAAGCUCAUAACUACAAAGAUGAUGAAAUUCGUAAAGCUUAUUACAAAUUGGCUGCUAAAUACCAUCCAGAUAAGAACCCAGAUGGCAGAGAAAUGUUUGAAAAAAUUCAAGAGGCAUACGAACUUUUAUCAACUGUCAACAAUAUUGAUAAUGAAAGAGGUAGUGAUAAGAAGAUAUCACUUUUACUUUUAACCCAAGUUAUUCUUUACACUAGAUUUAUGGACCUCUUUAGACCAUUCAAAUAUCCAGCAUAUGGCCAAUUAUGGAAACUUAUUGUCGAUUUAAUUCCACACGACAAAUCAUUCGAUAAUAAUAAUAAGACUCCAUUAAUUUCACCAGCCAUGGCUCUCUUACAUCUUACCGUUGAGGCUUCACCACUCAACUCUGAAGAAAUUACUAGAAAUAAUGGUGUACCAAUAAUUGCUAAAUGCUUUGAUAAAUCUGUUACUUUAACAUUCGAAAAACUUGAUGUUCCAACUCUUAUCAUUCAAACUACUCCAAUUUCUCCAUCAUUUGCAGGUAAACAAAUUAAAGGUGAUAUUCCAGAACCAAACAAGGAUGGAUCUACUAAUACUCCACCAGAUUUGAAUAAAUCUGAUAGUCCCUCAACUGGUGCAUCCUCAACUUCAAAUGCUACCUCAACCCCAUCACAAGCCCUUAUUACAAUUAGAUCAUCCAAAUUCAAUAUCAAUGAUCAUAGUGAUGGUACUGCUGAUAUCCCUGGUGAAGUCAUUGGUAGUAUUUUAAGAACCCUUACUGUAAUGGCCAAGUUCCCUGGUUCACGUAAACAAUUAGAAGCCAAUAAUCUUGCAUUAAAGAUUUCUGAAAACAUUUGUAAAUGUUUAUAUCUUUCAUACUCACAUCCACAUAUCGUUACAUAUGCUUUAGAAACCAUUUAUCAAUUUGCAAGACAAGAUGAUGAACUUCAACAAUGUAUUAUCAAUGCUGGUGUCAUGUGGCAUUUAUUAAGAUUACUUUAUGGUUAUGAUCACACUCUUUUCAACAGCGGUAUAGAAGUUAAUCUCGAAUCAAAUAGAAUUUUAAUUGCCAAUCUUCAUGCUAAAUUAUCAUUAAAAUGUAUUAGAAGAUUCUGUGGUAUUAGAUCGGAAGAAGAUAUAGAAGGUUAUGUUGAGCCAUCUGACAAACCAGCAGAGCCAGCUAAAAAACCAGCUCCAGUCGUUCAAAUACCAACAGGUCCAAUUGCCACUCCGGUUACAGAAUAUAACCAAUUACAACUUACUAGUGGCCAACCAACUCCAUCAACCAACUCUACCUCUACUGCCAAUAAUAAUCCAUUAAGUAGUAGUGGUAGCGGUAGUACAACACCAAAUCCAUUAACCUCAUCAACCAAUACUACUCCAUCACAAUCACCAUUAAAUCAAUCUGGUAGUAAUAAUGUUCCAUCCUCAAAUCAAGUUGCUUUACAAACCCAACAAAAGAUUAAUACUAGCAAUAUUAAUAGCUCACCAACUCAAUCAGCCCAACCAUCCAAUUCAAACAAAGACCAAAUGGCUCAACAAAAAUAUCAAAAAGAACUCAAAGAAUACAUGGAAAAACCAGAAACUGAAUUCAAUGUUAGAGUUAGAGAAAUGGUUACAGAAUAUUUAACUCCACAUAUUGUUUUAAGAUUAAAAAUGCCAAUUGGUACUAUUCCAAGCAAACACUACCACAAAUUAUUAACCGAAAUGAAUACCAAACACGAAACUGCUGCAUUCAUUUGGAAUAAUUCAACUAGAGAAGAUUUAAUGGAAUAUUUGAACAAGAGACUUGAUGAUGCUCACAAGAAUCCAACCACCAUCAACCCAUUCUCUGUUGAUAACUUUACUUAUAAAUCAUUAUCUAAUGAACUUAAAGUUGGAGGCUAUUACCUUCGUGUUUAUAAUGCAAAUCCAUCAGCUCCAACCAAUGCCACCACUCCAAUUGUCGAGCUAUUUGCCCAUUUAAUCGAUUUCUUGGGCAAAGAAAGAGCUACCCACGAGCAUCCAAUUCGUACACCAGAUAGUAAACUUUGGGAUAUUUAUAUUGUAAAGAUCACCUCUGCUCUUGAAUCACUUAGAAAUGUUAUUCAAUUUGGCAAAGUUACACCAACUCUUUUUAACUUGGCUGGUUCAAAUAGAAUGAGAUUACUUUUCAGCUUCCUCGCCCAUCAAGAUAAUGUUAAGAUUCAAAAACUCGUAUUAGAAACUUUAAUUUUAGUUACCUCAAAUAUGGAAUGUAUCAACUAUAUAGCUCAAUGCUCCUCUGAACCAGAAGGCUCAAUAUUACCAUAUCUUUUGCAACUUGUAUCCAAACCAAACCCAACCACUAUCGAAUUAACUCUUAAAGUUCUCUACUCUUUAGUUGCUCUUUCUCAUCAUGUAUUCGAUAUUAUCAAUCAUUGUGGUCUCCUAUAUCUUAUAGAUGUAUUCUCAAAUAAUCAAAUUGUUAUGGAAAAUCGUAUUAAAGCAGUUGGUGUCUUGGGCAGAAUGAUUAUGGAUAAAGUUCAUGGUCCAAAAGUUGCUCUAUUAAUUGGCAAGUUUAUUCCACCAGUUUUCAAUUCAACUAUGAGUGAAGACCCACAACAAACCGUUAUGGUAUUUGAUGCUCAACACGAAAAUCCAGAAUUAAUUUGGAAUAAUAAUACUAGAGCCAUUCUUAAAGAUACAUUAACCAAAAUGGAAAAAGAAUACCAAGCUCAAGUCAUUGCUGCCAAAUCCUUUAAUGUUCAAUGGAAAUUACCAUCUGAUGACUUCCAAGUUAUUUAUUCUUUAGAUGGUGAAAACGAACUUAUCAUUGGCGGUGUCUACAUUUCAUUAUUCCUCAAACAACCAGGAUGGUCUUUAAGAAAUCCAAGAAAAUUCCUUUUAGAGGUUUUUGAUACUCUUUUAAAUUGUGCCAAUAGAACCGAAACCGAAUCUCAAAUUGACCCAAAGAUUCAACCAUUGUCAUUAGCUAUUAUUUCAUUAUUCCAACAUCAUAAUGUUUUAUCGGAUCAAUUACCCUCAACCGGUUAUAUCGAAAAAAUUUUACCAUUGUUUGGUCAUUCAGUAUCUCAAAUUCGUUCAUUGAUGAUUAAUAUCCUCCACUCUAUGUCUGAAAGUCAAGUUUGUGUUGAUCAUCUUUCAAAGAUUGGUAUUCUCUGGAAUCAUCUUUCAAGGGCUAUAAGUAUGCCAAACGAUAAUUUAUCCCUAACCGCCGAAUGUAUUUUAAAGAUUUUGUCAUUAAACAAAUGUGAAAAGACUUGCUUCUCUGAGCAAGCAACUCGUGGUGAUUUCAUCCAACAAUCACUUAAACUUUUAGAAAGAGGUAAAGGUGUUUCUCCAACAACUCAAGCUUUAAUUGUAAAUUACUUAAAGAAGUUAGAAACAGAUGGCAUGCAUGGCGCGCUUAUCACUGAAAUCCUCGAUAAAUCAGAAAUUUGGUCAUCCUAUUCAUCACAAUCUCACGAUCUUUUCAUUACCGCUCCAGCUCAAAAUGCCGUUGGUUUAUUAACUGGUGGUACCCAAAGCAACACUGUCGGUUUAUUAACCUCUGCCGCUUUUAAUAAUACAACUCUUGGUAAAAAUGAUGAACCACCACCAUUACUUUAG